CUGGAAACAUGUCUGUGGACUUUUAUCACCUGCAGCUAAAUAACACUCUGGAGAUGGAAGACACACACUUCAUCAUGAAGGGCAAAGGCGCCAAUGAAGAGCCGGGCGUGCUGACGGGGGAGGGGCACACGCAGGCCCAGCAGGACUCUGUGGACUCAGGUGUGGACCUGGUCUACGCCCUCAACGACCGCCCGCCAUGGUACCUCUGCAUCCUGCUGGGGUUUCAGCAUUACGUGCUGGCGUUUGGCGGCAUCAUCGCCAUCCCGCUCAUCUUGGCCGAGCCGCUGUGCAUCAGUGACAACAACCUGGCCAAGAGCCAGCUCAUCUGCACCAUCUUCUUCGUGUCGGGCCUCAGCACGCUGCUGCAGACCGCCAUCGGCGUCAGACUGCCGAUCCUCCAGGGCGGGACGUUCAGCUUCAUCACCCCCACCAUCGCCAUUCUGUCCCUGCCCAGGUGGCAGUGUCCGGGCCCCCGGGGGCCUACCACCUCGUCCACGCCCCUGCAGAACAGCACCAGCCCGCUGGGGAGCGACGGCGGCGACGAGGUGUGGAUGUCGCGAAUGCGCGAGAUCCAAGGAGCCAUCUUGGUGUCCUCCUUGGUUCAGAUCCUGCUGGGCUUGACGGGCCUGGUGGGUUUGGUUCUGAAGUACAUCGGACCGUUGGCCAUCGCUCCCACCAUCAGCCUCAUCGGCCUGUCUCUCUUCAUCGAGGCGGGCAAGAAGUCGGGCGCCCACUGGGGCAUCGCCGCUCUCACGGUGUGUCUCAUUCUGCUCUUCUCGCAGUACCUCAGCAAGGUGGACGUCCCUCUGGUGGCCUACAAGGACAAGAAGUGGAAGGUCUUCCACUACCCUCUCUUCAAGCUCUUCUCAGCUCUGUUCGGGAUGUGUGGCAGCUGGCUGCUCUGCUACCUGCUGACCGUCUUCAACGUGCUGCCGUCUGAGGCGGACCAUUACGGCUUCUUGGCCAGGACCGACAUCAACACGGACGCCAUCACCACCUCGCCCUGGUUCCACAUCCCGUACCCAGGUCAGUGGGGUUUGCCCACAGUGAGCGUCUCGUCAGUUUUGGGAAUGAUGGCGGGCGUCCUGGCGUCCACCAUGGAAUCCAUCGGCGACUACUACGCUUGCGCUCGACUGUCGGGCGCCCCGCCCCCGCCCACCCACGCCAUCAACCGCGGCAUCGCCGUGGAGGGCCUGGGCUGCAUCCUGGCCGGCCUGUGGGGGACCGGAAACGGAACCACGUCCUACAGCCAGAACAUCGCUGCGCUCGGCAUCACCAAGGUUGGCAGCAGGCUGGUCCUUCAGACGGCUGGAAUUCUUAUGAUCGUCCUGGGAAUCUUUGGGAAGUUUGGAGCCGUUUUUAUCACCAUCCCAGAUCCGGUUAUUGGCGGCAUGUUUCUUAUUAUGUUUGGAAUGAUCGCGGCCGUGGGAAUAUCCAACCUACAGUAUGUGGACCUCAACUCAUCUCGCAACCUCCUCAUCCUGGGCUUCUCCACCUUCAGUGGUCUGGUGCUGCCCACCUGGUUCCACUCCAACCCAGGCAUCAUCGACACAGGAGUGAAGGAGUUGGACCAGGUGAUCGUGGUGCUCUUCACCACUCACAUGUUCAUUGGAGGCUUCUUUGGUUUCAUCCUGGACAACACCAUCCCAGGCUCACCUGAGGAGCGAGGUCUUCGCAAGUGGCAGCACGCAGCUCAAGAUGGCUGCCAGGUCACAUGUGACUUGACGUGUUACGACAUUCCUUUCUGCAACUUCCUGUGGAAACGUUCCCGCUUCUUCCAGUACCUCCCCUUCCUCCCGUCCUACAGGAGGCAGCAGUAGGGGGCGCCUCUUCACGUGUCUGCGGCACUUGAACGCACCGUUGUUUACAAACACCUCAAACAUCAGCAAUAAUCACUCACCUCAUCAAUACAACACCUUUCCAGUGCUAACGAGCUUGCUUUUAAAGA
Nerophis lumbriciformis (worm pipefish) is the source of this 1948-nucleotide messenger RNA. RefSeq names its product solute carrier family 23 member 1. The record is from RefSeq and is a predicted model, not a curated record. Gene Ontology annotation, molecular function: transmembrane transporter activity. Gene Ontology annotation, cellular component: membrane. Gene Ontology annotation, biological process: transmembrane transport. Lineage: Eukaryota; Metazoa; Chordata; Actinopteri; Syngnathiformes; Syngnathidae.